Molecule: messenger RNA, 867 nt
Organism: Spinacia oleracea (spinach)
Lineage: Eukaryota; Viridiplantae; Streptophyta; Magnoliopsida; Caryophyllales; Amaranthaceae
Exons: 1
Coding region: 120-659 (179 amino acids)
Source: RefSeq, a predicted model, not a curated record
CUCAAUCUCAAUUCCAACCAAAUCACAUUCAUCUUCCUCUCUUUCUCUCUCCUAAUUCACUACAAAAUUUCAGUACAAAAUCAUCAGAAAUUGUUAACAACCCAGAAAAAUAAAACAAAAUGGGUCUCCAAUCUCACAACCACACCCACAAAAUCUUCCUCCUAUGCAAUUACAUCCUCUUAGGAGCAGCCUCUAGCUGUAUCUUCCUCACACUCUCCCUCCGCCUCUUCCCCUCGAUCGUCGGCUUCCUCUUCAUCCUCCUCCAUGUAAUAACAAUCGGCGGGGCGGUGUCAGGUUGCGCUGCCUCUUCCGCCGGUUCACACAAGUGGUACGCCUUCCACAUGGUCGCCACCGUGCUAACCGCCAUCUUCCAGGGCUCAGUCGCGGUGUUGAUUUUUACAACCACCGGGAAUUUCUUACAAGCAAUGAAAUCUUAUGUUAGAGAAGAGGAUGCGGGUGUUAUACUGAAAUUGGCUGGUGGGCUUUGUAUUUUGAUGUUUUGUUUAGAGUGGGUUGUUAUGAGUUUGGCCUUUGUGUUGAGGUAUCAUGCCUUUGUUGAUGGAAGCAGCCGCGGCGGCAAUGGGAAUGCGAAUGCGAAUGCGAAUGGGAGUGGGAAAGAGGACGAUUUGAAGAACUGGCCAUGGCCAUUCCAAGUUUGAAUCGAAGAGGGAAUUUGAUUCAAAAUGUUUAAUCUUUUGAGAUUUUGGUGGUUCAAUUAUUGUGUUUGUUCUUUUUGUUGUUUGUCAUGUUUACAUGUUACAUAUAGUAGUAAUGUAAUAUGAUUAUAUUAAACUAUUUGUUCAUUCUUUUGUUAAUCCUUGUUUGGAUUAUUAUUAUUAAUGAAAUGAAAUUCCAUCGUUCUACAAA